Molecule: messenger RNA, 546 nt
Organism: Saprolegnia parasitica CBS 223.65
Lineage: Eukaryota; Oomycota; Saprolegniomycetes; Saprolegniales; Saprolegniaceae
Exons: 1
Coding region: 1-546 (181 amino acids)
Source: RefSeq, a predicted model, not a curated record
AUGGCCCAGAAGCUCUCGCUCGCGUUCCUCCUGCACGACUUUGGCUCGCGCUCGAGCUGCCCGCAGAGCCCCGAGACGAGCGCGAUGAGCCUGCGCAGUCCACGCGUGAGCCCGCUCAUGGCCAAGACGCGGUCGCCGCCCGCGCCGCGCUCGCGCCCGUGCAAGCACGCGGGCUGCACCAAGUUUGCCGUGACGCGCGGCCACUGCAUCGCCCACGGCGGCGGCAAGCGCUGCAGCGUGGCCGACUGCCCGAGCGGCGCCAAGACCAACGGCCUCUGCUGGAAGCACGGCGGCUCCAAGACGUGCUCGUUCCCCAACUGCUCCAACCGCUCCAAGACGUACGGCGUGUGCUGGUCCCAUGGCGGCGGCAAGCAGUGCAGCGAGGCUGACUGCACAAAGACGGCGCUGCGCCACGGCCUCUGCUGGGCGCACGGCGGCGGCAAGCGCUGCCGCGCCGACGGCUGUCAACGGCCAGCGUACGAGCGCAACGACAACCUCUGCGACGUCCACUGCUCCAAGAAGAAGCACCGGAGCGCGCCGUAUUAG